CGUUUCAUUUAGUACAAAAAUUAAAGUUGAACGUUAUAAAAAUUAAAUAUAUUAAAGAAAUAUAUAUAUAUAUAUAUAUAUAAAAUUAUUAUAUAUAAAUAAUUUUUUCAAUUUUAAUUUAAGAAAAAUAAUCUAAAAUAUGAAUCAAAUUAAUUUUUUUAUAUUAACUUUAAUUUUAUUAAACACAUUACUUUAUUAUGUAAAAGCUGAUACAUUUGCCUAUCCUGUUGAUGAUUUGAUGCCAGAUAAAGCUAAAUUGAAUGCAGAUGGAAGAAAACCUGUGUGGGUUCCAGGACGAUGUGCAGAAAAUGAAAUUUUAUAUCCAGGAGAUAAUCAAGAUGAUUGGGUAUGCGAUUGUAAACCAGCGUAUAUUUUCCAUCCUGACACCGGUAGUUGUUACAUGCCAUAUAAUCAAGGUCCAUGCGAGGACGGUAAAUAUUUGGUUUUGAAAAAAAAUAAAGUAGUUCCGGAAUGUGCAGAAAAUCCAUGUAAAACUGGUGAAGUAAAAUUUAAAGGACAAUGUCAUCCAUAUGGAAAAUCAGAUGCAUGUAACUUGAAAUUAUCUGAGCAUCUUGAAAUUGAUGCUGUAUCAUUAAGGCCAAAAUGUGUUAGAACAUCUAAAAGUCCUUUACUUGCAACUGCUAUUGAAUAUACUUCAACGACGACAGCUAAACCCUCUAAAAUAAGUAUAAAACAAAGAAUUAGUUCCGACAGCAGUGAAGUGUCAUCGACUGAAAUAAAUUUACCAAAAGGCGCUAAAGAAAUUUAUAGAAAUGCUCCUUGGUGUCAAAAAGGAUCCAAACGACGCAUUAUAAACUCAUGUUCAGAAAAUUAAUUAAAGAAAAAUAAGAACAAACGAAGUGCUAGAUUUUAAGAAAAAUAUUGAGAAGUUAAGGUUUUAUAAACAAAAUUUCUUGUACAUUUUUACAUUAUUAUUGUAUUAUUACAAAAGAAAUUUUUCUUACUUUUAUAAAAUAAUAGCUUAUUUUAUCUUGAAAAAAAAUUAUUAGUAUUAGAAUAACAAUAAAAU
This is a messenger RNA of Condylostylus longicornis, 1030 nucleotides long. RefSeq lists its product as uncharacterized. The transcript is spliced from 3 exons. Lineage: Eukaryota; Metazoa; Arthropoda; Insecta; Diptera; Dolichopodidae. The record is from RefSeq and is a predicted model, not a curated record. Bases 140 to 835 code for a protein of 231 amino acids.